AUGACUCGGGCUGGGAAGAAUGUGGAGUGGGAUUUAAACGAUUGGAGUUGGGAUGGACAUCUCUUUGUCGCCACACCUUUGAAUGCUUCUCUGUCAAACUGCGGAAACAAACAGCUGUUCCCUGCUCCAGCUGUCGGCGAACUGCCCAACUGCUCUUUAUCGUUCUCCGGCGAUUCUGAACCUGGAAGCAGCGGCAGGGGAAGAGGCGAGUCAGAGAAACGGAGGAGGGAGGUGGUGGUGGUGGAUGAGGAUGAACCGGAUGAUGUUGCUGGGUCCCUCACUUUGAACCUUGGUGGGCGCGUUUAUCCUGUAACAGAGCCUACAGACCCUGCAGAUUGGGAGGGUAAUAAUGGGAAGAGGAGCAAGAUGCAAGCUGGCAGUUUGAUCCGAGCUGUUUGCCAAGUAGAAGGCUGUGGUGCUGAUCUGAGUGAAGCCAAAGAUUACCACAGACGUCACAAAGUCUGCGAAAUGCAUGCCAAAGCCAGCAAGGCUGUCGUUGGGAAUGUUCAGCAGCGUUUCUGUCAACAAUGCAGCAGGUUGAUAUUCAGAUAGGCAUUGCCUUGUUAAUUUCUUCUAUGCGUGUAGUUGGGAGCCUAGCAAGUGCUUAUUAAUGCUAUCCUUAUUCUGGCUAGAUGCCCUGCAUAGUUUCAUUGUUGUAUUUAUAAUUAUGGGUUGCACAUCUCUAUGAUAAAAAGAUGCGAAGAGUGCAGGUAAUAUUUGAGCAUAAAACUUUAGGUGGCUUCUGGAUCCAAUACUCAUGAUGGCCAUGAAAUAGCUUGACUUUCACUGUGAUUAUUUAUUUAUGGCGUUGAAAGGGAUGAAGAUAAUAAUUCAUGUUUAAGGUAGCUGAGAGGGAUAAUAGAGGUGCCUAGAAAGAUGCAUGAACAUGUAGUGGAGCUAUGAUUAGUGAGAUCUCUAACUCAGUGAGCGUUGCAGAGGGUGCUUACCUCCAAAGGUAUUAUGGUUGACAUAAAAAAAAGGUGACAAAGAAUAUAGAUGAGGCCAAAAAAAUGAGCUGAGGUAGGAGCUCUUACAAACUGACUCAAGAUAUGAACAACGUGAGUGGUCUCAGGCAAGGCCAUAUCUGAGUACACAAGAGCUCUAACAAGCUGUUGAUAGCAUGUAUGAUUCUCCGACGGCAUCACCAUUAAACGAACCAACUUGUUGUCAAAGCCAUAAGAGUCAGAUAUGUAAGAAUCAGAUAAGUAACGUCAUGAAGAUUGCCAGGGAUAUCUUUGUUGUUAGAUAGCAUGUAACAUAGUGUAGAACAAGCAACUUUGAUACCAAAGAAGUAGCACAAAGAUCUAAGGUCUGUCACGUAAAGCAGCUUAUGAAGAUGUUGCUUGCAAGAGGCAAUUAUAGUAGCAUCAUUGCUAUUGAUGACCAUGUUGUAGUCAUAGAAAAGAAGAAUAGGACAACCUUUACGAGAGUUACAAAAAAAUAAAGUGGAGUCAUUGCCACUCUUACGAAAAUAGCAUAGUUUUGCUGUACCUAGCUACUGAAUUGGAUGGCAGUAACUCUGAAUCUACUAGUUAAUGUGAAGAGUAGAUGAUUUUGGAGUGUAGGAGUUAUCUGAAACAAGAUCAAACAGACCAGGGACAUGGUGCAUGAUGGAGGAAAGCCUUCCAAGAAGUCGAGCAGUUUCAAGAGGAGUUAAGUCUUCUCCAUCGAAAUCGGGCACAUGUUCCACUAAAGGGUGGGCCUGGACAAUGGGGGUUUAAAGAGAUAAUGAUUGCUGAAAGGGGCAGGUGCAUAGGAAUGAGAGAUGGCUUAUCAAGAGGAAAACGUUGAAUAAUAGGUAGAAUAGGCAAAAAAUAAAGAUCAGAGAGAAAGACUAGAUCUUAUGAUGAGGAUGUAAAGAAGGAAUAUCCUCAAAAGGUGACUAGAUGGGAAAUGCAAAAUUGGCGUUCAAACACUGACUGUGAAAUGCAAAAAGGAAUAUUCUCAAAUCAUAACAAUGAUACCUGCGAUGCUCCAAACACUGUCCAAGAAGAACGCAUUUAGCUGGUCAAGGAUAGCUUGAUGCAUGCAUGGAAUUGCAUGUGAAUAAAAAAAUGGCGAUACUGUUUUGUGUUGCACAAACAAUUUGGCCAACCUGACUGAAGGUGUCCUCAACAAUGAGCUCUCAGUAUGAAGAUUAUUGAGCAUAUUGCACAGUUGAUACUGGCAAGCACUAUUGGCUUGAUUAUUUUAUUUUUGUUGGUAAAACGAUGAUAUGCACUGGGUAGUGGUCUUAUAGAAUUCCAAAUGGAUGUAAUGAUGACUAGAAUGUAAGAUGUGUCCUAUGGUGAUAUUGUCUCUAUCCUUUCAUAUUAAAGAUAGGGACCAGUUGCGAUUGGAGAACAAGAAGAUAAGUAGUCAGAGUGAUGGAAGCAUCAUUAUUAACCCACAACUUUGGCGCUUUGUAGGUUGAUUCGUGUGGAGACCAACUGUAGCAAGAAAAUCCAUGUUUGAAUUUGUUAAUUAAGUUAGUGGAUCGUAUGAAUGUGUCUUGGGAAUACCUGUUGACUCCUGUACCACUAGAUGGAAAUGGGUUGGAUAGGAAGCUCGAAGUUAGCACAGCCAUACUGGAAGGAUAUCCCAGAGCUUAGGAUGAUGAAGAAAUAAUUGAAAGUAGUUUACAACUUCUCAAAAGAAUCGAGUUUUUCUUAUAAGAAUUGACAAUGAACUGAACUUUUUUUUUUUGUUAUUGUAUUGAUGUAAAGGUGAAUAUUUCCAAAUGUUUAACUUCUAAUUUAUGAAACAUACAGGAAAUGAAAUCAAUUUUUUUCCCUUUCCUUUAUUUAAAAAUGGAUAUUUAGAAGUCAGAUCAUUGGGCGUAGAAUCUGUGACCCGAAAAUUGAUCGCUGAGAACAAAAAUUGUGAUUGAUUCUCAUUUAUUGUUUGUGCUACAUGGCAUGCUAUGCCUACCUUUUAGGUUCUCAUUUAUUUUUGUUGAAUUUACUGUAAUGGUGUGUAACAAUGGGUUUCUUUCAUAUCCUCUACAAGUUUAUGAAAUUCUCUUAAAGUUAUGCUUGUCUAGGUUUCACCUUCUGCAAGAAUUUGAUGAGGGAAAGAGAAGCUGCCGUCGACGGUUAGCUGGACACAACAGACGGAGGCGGAAAGCUCAACCUGAUGCUGUUGUUAAUGGAACAUCUCUAAUGGAUGAUCGUACCAUUAGCUAUCUGUUGAUAAGUCUACUGAGAAUUCUCACCAACCUGCACUGUAAGCACUUUGGGAUUACCUUUCGUUUACUUUUUAUUUAUCUAUUAUUUUUGUGA
Molecule: messenger RNA, 3260 nt
Organism: Spirodela intermedia
Lineage: Eukaryota; Viridiplantae; Streptophyta; Magnoliopsida; Alismatales; Araceae
Source: the annotation of a GenBank genome assembly